AUAAAGAUCUGUUUGAAGAAGUGAAGUGUGCUGUACAAUGGGCGGCUUGGGUGAUGCAGCAGGAGCCAAGGAACUCUUUGCGAGUCCUUCUGACCCUGUAAUAAUUGAGCUCAACAGGCUACAAAAUAGUAUUUUGGAGAAGGAAAGGGAGUUGGGACUUGCUAAAAAUGAAAUAAAAGCCUUGAAGGGAACUGAAAUCUUGAAGGAUAAGGCCAUUAUGGAGUUAAGCAACCAACUGAAGAAAAGGGAUGAAAAACUAGGGAUCACUGAGAAACAGCUUGAACAGAAGAAUCUUGACAUCAAAAAACUAACCAACGAGACAAAAGAGGCGUUGGCAGCACAAAUUUCUGCAGAAGCAAUUUUAAGAAGGGUAUAUGCGAAUCAAAAGGAUGAGGAACUCACCCCUAUCGAGGUUCUCAUAGCACCACUUCAGUCAGACAUCAAACAAUACAGAAAUGAGAUUGUAAUGCUUCAAGAGGAUAUAAAAGCAUUGGAAAGAUUGACAAAGUCUAAAGAGGCAGCACUAGUGGAAGCGGAAAGUCUUCUGCAUAAUGCACUUGAACAAGCAAGGAAUGUAGAAGUCAUGAAAAACAAAAAUCUCGAAUUGAAAAGGCAAAUAGAGAUCUGCCAGGAAGAAAACAAAAUUCUGGAGAAAACUUACAAAAAGAAAGUUGUUGAAGUGGAAAAACUUAUGAAAACAAUUCAUGAGCUUGAGGAAAAUAUUCUAGCUGGUGGUGCAAGUGCCAAUGCGAUAAGGGACUAUCAGCGCAAGAUCUCUGAGAUAAAUGAGGAGAAAAGGAUGGUUGAGAGAGAACUGGCAAGAGUUAAAGUUUCAGCAAGUAGGAUAGCUACAGCAGCAGCAAAUGAGUGGAAGGAUGAUGGAGACAAAGUCAUACCUGUCAAGCAGUGGUUGGAAGAGAGGAGAAUUUUGCAGGGGGAGAUACAGAGGUUAAAGGAUAAGUUAACUUUAGCAGGAAGAACAUUAAAGGCAGAGACUCAACUUAAGGAGAAACUAAGCUUGAGGCUGAAGACGUUGGAACAGUGCAUGAAGCAUUCAAGUCUUCCAGAAAAGACAAGAGACCUUUGUGAGAGGAAGAAGUGUGAAUUGGCAUCGCCCAAGGACCUCAAAAAGGUUUCUCAUGCACCCAACAAUGACACUGUAUUGCAGAAGCCUAACUUAAAUUCUGGAGAUGUUGAUAAUGCCAGAGGAAUGGUGAGCUUAAACUCAAAUGUUGUGAAAAAAAAUUCACUAGCUUUGAGAAGCAGGUCAUUCAAUGACGCUGGGAAGGAAAAUGCAGAAACAAAUGUCAGGUCCAAUAGGUAUGCAGAUGAUGUUAUGACGGGAAGAAACCAGGUCAACCAUGAGGUUAAUGAAAAAAAAUGUGGAGACAGCAAGUCACAAAAUGAGAACCAAGAAAAUGGCUACGAAGAUAUGGUGUCUGGGUUUCUUUAUGACAAACUGCAAAAAAAAGUUAUAAACUUGAGAGAAUCUCACAAGGACAAGGAUAAUGUAUUGAUCAUGAAAGAUGAGGAAAUCAAGUUUCUCCUAAGGAAGGUUGAUGUGCUAACGAAGGCUGUAGAAGUGGAAUCCAAGAAGAAAAGGAGAAAUGCACGAGAAAAGGAAAUGAUCAAGUUAGAGAACAACAAGCAUAAUAUUGACAUCUGAAUCAGGGGUGUAGCUCACUUGAUUUCAGAGGUUCUGCAGGUUUCCAAAGUGAUUUGAAGCAUCAUAUGAAUUCAGAGCUUAGAAUUUGAACAUGACAUCUAAUAGUGUGCUGUAUCUGGUGAUUCUAAUGUACAAUUUCAACAUCAUAAUAGAGAAGAUUGUCCCUUCCCUUCUCUAUUUUUAA
Molecule: messenger RNA, 1850 nt
Organism: Zingiber officinale
Lineage: Eukaryota; Viridiplantae; Streptophyta; Magnoliopsida; Zingiberales; Zingiberaceae
Product: microtubule-associated protein 70-5-like
Exons: 11
Coding region: 38-1666 (542 amino acids)
Biological process (GO): cytoskeleton organization
Molecular function (GO): microtubule binding
Source: RefSeq, a predicted model, not a curated record